CAGUUGAUCAAGCAUCGCAUACUCAAACAACUUUCACAUCACCAUGCCGCCCAAAGCUCCUCAACUCGAGACCUCGCGCUUCGCAGAGCCGUCCGAGCCGUCGGAUAACCGACCAGAGGACAAUCCAAAGGAACAGCUCAUGGGAAAUCAGGAGGAGAACCCACAGGUGGUGGCGCACAACAGGGGCGAGCAGGCGGCGGAUUAUGGGCGCGGGUCAGGGAGGGGGUCGUUGAAGGAGGCGAAGAGGGAUGAGGGGAAGGGGAGGGGGAAGGCUAAGGGGAGGCUGUAGGAUGGAACGUACGAGAUGAGGGACUAUUCGAGACUGCCAGCUAUACUUGUGAUUCGAGACUAUCGAGUUGAGUGCAAAUAAUCUUGUUCGGCGUACAUUGCCCAGGCUGUCCUGGACGGGAGAGAGAAGACGGAACCAACGACUGACGCACACACUACAGUGCCAAUCACGUCUUCACGGUUAUGUAAAUGCGCCCAGCGGGGGGAAAAAGUCAUGUUCUAGCACUCAACGCCCAACAGAGUUUCGCUCCACGAUACGAAAUCAUCAACGUCCCUGGUGUAAUCAGCGCCAUUUGCAAGGAUCCUCGCGCAGCCAAGCAAGAACCCCCUGGAACUGGUCUCGACCAAAUUCCAGCGCACGCCGCCGCCGCCCUGCGCUCAG
Molecule: messenger RNA, 670 nt
Organism: Laetiporus sulphureus 93-53
Lineage: Eukaryota; Fungi; Basidiomycota; Agaricomycetes; Polyporales; Laetiporaceae
Exons: 1
Coding region: 44-289 (81 amino acids)
Source: RefSeq, a predicted model, not a curated record